GUGAAUUGUGUGUGUUAGCAGCUAACCAGAAACCACUCGCUCAGCAGCAGCAGUGCUACUAGCUAGCCUUGCUAAGUGAACUCCGCUUUAAAAUUUGGAUGUCGUUAUUUCCCUUUACUAAGCUUCAGGUGCACAUCCUUCAUAAACCGCUUAGCAAGACAUUUCCGCAUCUAAUUCAGCAAUUCUCCAGUCCGUUUUUUUCAAGUUUAAGGAGUAAUGACCAGGUACAGAGAUCUUCAUGUGUACCAGCUGGAACAUCCCACCCAGGUCAUUGAAUGGACAUCAGAGAAGACCGUCUGUGUCGCAGGAUGUAGUUUGAAGAAAAAUGAAAUUUUGGAGCUUCGUUUGCCCCUGAGACUGUUUGCUGAAGAAAAUAAGGGUCUCUGUGCAGAGCGGGAUUUCAAAGUUGUUCAUGGUGGGUUUACAGACGGACCUGUUCGCUGCCUCAGACACAUCCCAGGAACAAGGUGUCUUGUGACCAAUGACGGGCUGAGCGCCGAGCUGCAGCUGUGGGGCCUCGGAGGAGACGACAGCAAUGUGAUCAGAAGAACAGGAAGCAUCGAGGGCAGCAGGAGUGUUUUGGAGUGCGGCAGCAGGAUCGCCGUGCGAGACUCAUCACGGCCACAAGUUCUUCACGGGGCUCAGAGCAGUGGCGUCCAGCUGACGGAGCUGAGCUCAGGACAGAUGCUGUACAAGCUAGACACAGAUGCAGCAGAUCCUCUGAGUUCCCUACAGUUUGUGAGUGACAGUGUUUUCCUCGCCAGCUGCUGUAACGGGAACAUUUACGUCGCUGACACUCGGACAUCUGCUGCUCCUCAGCUGUAUCCUCCACCAGCAUGUUCAGGUGAAUCUGUCUUCUGGUGGACGGACGCCUCCUCUGGUCCAGACCUGUCUGGCUGCAAGGUCAUCAGACUCUCCUCGUCCGGACAGGCCAUGGUGUCAGACCUGAGGAGCCUGGAAGGAGCUGUGAGUCAAGCUCAUCUGGACAUUCAGGCAUGUCACCAUGGCCUGGAUGUCGUCAGGGUGUCCUGGGCUCCAGUGCUGGACAACUGCAUCGCUUUGUCAGGGUUCAGUGGAGCGGUUCACAUCUAUGACACAUCAGUUUGGACGACGGAGCUGCAGGAAGCUCAGCUGCUGUUUGAACAUCGUGGUCAUGUGGUUUCAUUGCAGUCCGAGGACGCCGUGCCCGUCUUCAUCACCUCCCAUGUCUGGCAUCCUGAUCGGCCGAGGACGUUACUGUCUGCAGCUUCAGACGGCUCCGUCCACGUGUGGGACUGGGUCGACCAAUCAGGAACAAGAGCUGAAGUAAACAAACUGAAAGGCUCAGUUCAUCCAACUCUUACCUGUGGCGCUGUCUAGCUCUGGAUGUUUGACUUCCGAGACAACUUCUUCUAUAGACAUUGCCCAUGUCAAAAUUGCUGAUAGUGUAACACGGACCUGGUUUCUGCAAAGAGAAGUUACAGCUGAAUUGUUGUUUCAGUUCUCGAAGGAGUACAAAAGAACUGGAUUCACCUCUGUUGUAUUAACAUUUAAGCAGACAUUUAGAAAAAAAAAAUCUUAAUCUGCAUAGAGAGAUAACAGCAGGGCAAAGUGAGAAAAUUUGUUUUCAUUAUUAUAAGCAUAAAUUUUAUUGCCAAUUAUCAAAAAUACAAGGAAUUUGACUGCAGCCUAAAGUCCCCUGAUGUGCACAGCAAUAAAAACAAAAGUUAAAAGAGCAAACACUGACUACUAAGAGUACUUAUCAAGUACUUUUAUCAGUACUUUGUAUGGACGGGUACUCAAUCUGAAAAAGUCAGUGCAUCGCCACCACACAGAAAGGCCCCAUCUGGACGGCAGGGUUGAACCUUUUGGUGACAGUGCAUACCGCUGCCCCACCGAUACAGAUACAUGUAUAUCUGCUACAGGUUAAGAGCAGUUAACGUAGCAGCCUAGUAAAUGUAUUCAACUACUUCUUGGUGCUAGUGUACACAAACAUAAAACUCUGCAGAGGUCAGCAGUGUGCAUUCACCCAGCAUAAGAGGUGCUGUCAAUGCAGAAAAAAAAUAUUUACUGAAAAUAUUUAUUUUGGUCAUGAUUAGGCAGGGGACAAUAUAUCGAAAUUCAAUAUACCGUGAUAUAAAAAUGUCUAUCAUUUUGUCUAGCUAUAUAUAUAUAUUUAUAUAUACAUGUGUAUAUAUAUGCACACACACACACACACCUCUAUCAUGUGGUCUCCAUUAACCAGCAACUUCCUAUCUUCAUUCUUUUGUAAAUAAGAAUAAGUCAGUAUAGCUGGUUGUUUUUUACAUAAUCAAACCAGUGCUAGAAAAAAAGAGGAGUAAAGUAUUAAGUAUCCUGCAGCUAGUAAUACAUUCUUGUCAUUGAAUUUUUUAAUCGUAUCGAGAAAAGUCACAUAUCUAGUAAUGAUGAAAACAGUGACCUGUCACACAGUGUCACUACUAAACAUACGGUGUCUACCAGGUCUGCAUUUGACUAAAAUCCUUUCAGUGAUUCAGACUUUUGGCCAAACAAGCAGACAAACACACACCAAGGAGAUAUACUGUCAUGAUUUCAAUGAAAAUAUUAAAUUUGGGGUGAAGUAGAAAUUUGUCUGGUUCUUGGAACAACCCAAUUUGUUGGCGAGUUUUUGAAGU
Monopterus albus (swamp eel) is the source of this 2633-nucleotide messenger RNA. RefSeq names its product WD repeat domain 73 (gene wdr73). Gene Ontology annotation, cellular component: cytosol; spindle pole. Lineage: Eukaryota; Metazoa; Chordata; Actinopteri; Synbranchiformes; Synbranchidae. Gene Ontology annotation, biological process: cytoplasmic microtubule organization. The record is from RefSeq and is a predicted model, not a curated record. The coding region runs from base 217 to 1359 and encodes 380 amino acids. The transcript is spliced from 10 exons. Gene Ontology annotation, molecular function: protein binding.